AUGUCAAGAAACGACCCACUGAGUCUCCUGCGCGAGUUUACCAUCUCUAAGAAACCUAUCACGCUUGUCAAUGCCGAUGGCAAUCUUGUGACAGAGCUCACCGAAGCAACUGACGUUGUCUUUGCGGAUGAUGAGCAGAGAUUUCAAUUUCCACGCAACACUCCAACUAAUUACAGACGUGGUGCAUCAGACGAGACUUACAACCUUGAGACACUUCUCUUUCUUUUACAGAAAGCUCACUUGAGUGUGCCAGAGUACUCUUUGGAGGUCGCUCAGAAGGGUAUUCCCAUCGUUUCGAUCCUCGACAAGAGAGGAGUGUUGGACUAUCUCACUGGAGUAACCUCCACCUCGAACAAUAUUCUAUAUCAACCAACAAACGCUAGCAAGCGAACAGGAGAUGGGGUUGCGGACGAUAAGGAGAAUGAUGCGUCAAAGAAACAAAAGUUAUCAGCUCAAUCAGGACAUAUGGACGGAAAUGAGGUUUUACGAAUGACCAUCAUGAGGGAAAGGCUAGCCAGGACAACUGCCAGUGUGUUGCGAGGCAAUAAGAAUAAAUCCAAGGACGAGAAGGCACCAACUAAAAAGCCGGAUCCAAAGCAAUCAGGAUCGGCAACUCUACCAAGUUCGUCUUCGCGUACUGUUUCCACAGCAGGCGUAACAGCAUCGCGUUCUGGAACCGGCUCAUCAUCUCAGAAUAAAUCCAAAUCAUGUAAGACUUGGAGCUUGGGAACAUCCUCGCGUAUUCCGAUCAUCAUUGUUCCUGCAGCAAUGACAUCCAUGUUGACAAUGUACAAUGUGAAGCAGUUCUUGGAGGAUCAACUAUUCGUGAAUAGUGAGGAUAUUCGCAAUCAAGGAGUUACUAAGCCAUCACGGCUUUCAAUUGAGCGUCGCCAGAAGCCUAAUGAACCCCACAAAACACCCUAUCAUGUCAUUGAGAACGCAGAUCAGCUUAAAGACGAAGACUGGGAUCGUGUAGUGUGUGUUUUUACAACUGGGGCUGAGUGGCAAUUUAAAAAGUGGAAGUGGCAGACCCCUGUCCAACUAUUUGCCCAAGUCAAAGGUUUUUAUGUCAAAUGGGCAGAUGAGCAACCGAAGGAGAUUAUCAAGUCUUGGAAUGUCGAAAUCUUGAAUUUAAACCGUCAUCGUCGGCAUGCUGAUAGAGCUGUGGUAACAGAGUUUUGGGAUCGUCUUCAGGCCUGGUGCUUGGCAAACAAACCUCAUUUAGCUUAUUAG
This is a messenger RNA of Lobosporangium transversale, 1233 nucleotides long. RefSeq names its product RNA pol II accessory factor, Cdc73 family-domain-containing protein. Gene Ontology annotation, cellular component: Cdc73/Paf1 complex. The transcript has 6 exons. The record is from RefSeq and is a predicted model, not a curated record. Gene Ontology annotation, biological process: transcription elongation by RNA polymerase II; positive regulation of transcription elongation by RNA polymerase II. Lineage: Eukaryota; Fungi; Mortierellomycota; Mortierellomycetes; Mortierellales; Mortierellaceae. Gene Ontology annotation, molecular function: RNA polymerase II complex binding. The coding region runs from base 1 to 1233 and encodes 410 amino acids.